GUAGGAUUAAGGCCUGUAGUCUGCAGUAGCACCCCAAAAUUGCAUCCGAAUAACCGUGACGGAGGCACUACCGUACGGAUCGCACGGAACAAUCCAACUCUCGGCGCCGCAAGACAUGGGCGAAUAUGAAGAGCUUGUGGAACUCGGCUUCGAAGGUGUUGAUAAGGCUGUAGACAAGUACCACGACAAGGCCUUCGAAAAGGUCGGAAAACAUUCCACAGUCUGGCAUAAACGACACGGCCGCAACCAGCAGCGACAAGGACCUCGCAGACCACCUGCGGGUGAACCAUCUCGCCCAAGGAACGGCACUUCGAGAGGCCGCGACGACAGCGACUCGGAUCGCGAGAUGUAUGCUUCUGAUCGCCGGCAAGACCGCGACUACCAGGAUCGCGACUACCAGGAUCGCGACUACCAGGAUCGCGACUACCAGGAUCGCGAUUACCAGGACCGCCGAGGAGAUGACCGAAGGGAUUCGCGAUACGUAUCUGACGAGUCCUUCUAUCACCAAGGGCCAGAAGCAGGCGCAGUGGUGAUGCGCGGGAGCGAUCCGUACAACAGCGCGCGAGGUUAUGAAAUCCAGCAAUAUCAACAGCCGCAGUACGACAACCGCCGCCCACAGCCCCAGAGACGUCGCUCGUCAUGGUCGCCACAACGGCCUGGCAGGGAUCGUGGCUACGACCGCCGUGCGCGCUCAAAGCUACGAUCGAGGUCUCGAUCCAAUGAUAGACAGCACCGAAUCGCGGCUACCGUCGCAGGUGGUCUCAUAGGUGGCUUGUUGGGCAACCAAGUGCAUAAAGGCAAGAAGUACGAUACAGCUGCGACCAUUGCUGGAGCCGUAGUUGGUGGUCUUGGUGCGAGGGAGAUCUCAGAGCAGUGGGAUAAGCGCAAGGGACGAAGAGAAGAGCGUGAGGAGAAAUGGGAAGAGAAGUACGGCGAUGAUCGAGGCAGGCGGAGCGAUGACCGUGACGACCGCAACAACCGUUAUGAUGACCAUCGGCAAUACAACGACAGGGACCGGCGAUGAUGUUUCGCGCAUCUGGAUGAUUCACGACGACUGUUACGAUAUCAGUGAUGACUUUGGACGUUCCUUGGACAUGGGUAAAUGGCAAAAAACCAUUGGGGGCUCUGCUCAUGGGAUUCUGACACCAAGACAAAAAGACAUGUAGGGAAACACGCGACUUAUGACAUCAGCGAGGAAGGUGCGAACUGAGCUAGGAAAUCAUAGACCUGGCGAGUAAACUGUUGUUGCCUUUCAGACGAAUGACGCUACGGGAAUCCCGUGUCUGCGACAUGAUCUGAAGCGUAGGGCCGGCGCCGGUCAGGGUGAACGCUAGUGGCACUUCGGUCGAAAUAAUCUGGAUAUCCUACAGGGCUACAUGACGCCCUCGCUGUGAUGCGC
Messenger RNA from Didymella exigua CBS 183.55, 1399 nucleotides. RefSeq lists its product as uncharacterized. Lineage: Eukaryota; Fungi; Ascomycota; Dothideomycetes; Pleosporales; Didymellaceae. The coding region runs from base 116 to 1024 and encodes 302 amino acids. Gene Ontology annotation, cellular component: outer membrane. The record is from RefSeq and is a predicted model, not a curated record. The transcript is spliced from 3 exons.